This is a messenger RNA of Tetrahymena thermophila SB210, 5814 nucleotides long. Its product is annotated as tetratricopeptide repeat protein. Lineage: Eukaryota; Ciliophora; Oligohymenophorea; Hymenostomatida; Tetrahymenidae. The transcript is spliced from 2 exons. Gene Ontology annotation, molecular function: protein binding. The record is from RefSeq and is a predicted model, not a curated record.
AUGAUAAAUUCAUUUGAUAAUAGUUCAAAACAUAUUUAGGACUCAGAAUAUCAUAAUAAUCGCUAAUCUACACCAGAUAGAAUAGAAGAAGUCUAGCUAGUUGAAAACCAUAAUUUAGAUAAAAAAAUAAAACAAUUUUUUAAUCCAAAUACUCAAUAAUAUUAAUAGCAACCUUACUAGUUAAAUCCUUUGAAGCAAAAUUUGAUGCAGACAAGUAGAAAACAAAAUUAAGAUUCAAAAUGGGUUGCCUAUUCUGAUCAAAAAAAUAGUAGAGGAAUAUUUUAUAGAAUUAAUAUGCAUGAAGCUGAUAGCCAUUCAAAGUAAAAGCGCUUUUAAAGUAAUUCUCCUAAUAAAACAAGUUUGUAAUUUGGUCAGCAAUAUGAAUAAAGUCUCAAGCAAUCUAUAGAGGUUUAUGCAAAUGAUAAUUAGUACUUAAAUCAUGAGUAACGUAUGUAUCUUCAGAAGCUUCUUAAAUAAGAUUUAAAUGAAAAUUUGGGCUUUACAGAAAGCAACAGCAACGCAAAUCUUAUUGAAUAAAAUUAACCUCGUCCGUUCUAAGAUAGUUAAAUUCCAUAAAGAAAAGUAUAUAAGCAAGCUGCUACUCUUCUCCCUUAAAUGAAGGAAAAAGUAAAAAGUGAUGUAGUUAAUAGUAGCAUCAACUACUCCACUUAGACAGCACCAAAUCACUCAAAUGGUAAUAUUGGUUAAUAAAAUUUUAGAAGCUAGAAUAGUCCAAAAUGUUAGUCACCUGUUGGAUAUGGAGUCAAAACAGAGGGAGACAUGGAAAAAUAAGAUAAAGAAAUUUAUAUUAGGUAAGAAAACUAUCGUUUGUUAUGGAAUCGUCUUUUGCCCUACCUCGAAAAACCUAAGUUUUUGAAGAAUAAUAGAUAGCACUCUUAGCCUAACUACAACGGAAUGGUUUACCCAUAGCAAUUAAUUUAGAUGAAUACGUAACAAGAAAGCAGAGUUUUUUACAACAACAUUGACAACUCUUUAACUGCAUCAGAAUAUUAUCAAACACUUAACUAACUUGAUCGCAUUAACUAGAGACCUCUUCCUUAGAUAAAUUAAAAUAAGCAGUUCUAAUAGUUUUCGCAGUCAUAAUAAAUGUAAACUUAAACCAAUUUUAAAAGUCCUGUCAAAGAGAAGGCUAGAGAAAGCUUUUAUUUAAAAGAUAACUAAGCAAACUCUAAUAGGUAAGAAAGAAGUUUUUAUUAAACCAGGGCCUAAAUGGGUAGCAACAAUAAUUUAUCAUCAAAUCAUACUCCUGAGAGAGGUAUCAAUAACCACAACAAUAGCAGUAUUAUUUAGAGCAACUAGAGUUCUUCACAACCUCCUCAAAAAAAAUAAUAUUCUUCAUAGGUGUAAAAUAAUAGUAAUAAUAAUAAUAAUAAUUAAUAGUUCUAGUAAAAAAUAGAUUUAAAAAGCCCUAAUAAUAGAUAUUAUUCAAAUUCUUUGCACAGAAAUUAAGCACCAAAUAAUAUACAAUAAAAUGGUAAUGAGUUAAUGAAAUAAUACAAAGAGUGCAAGGAAUUAUUAUCACUUGUUUAAGUUAAUCUGAGCAAUAUUGUAUUAAGUAUGAAUAAUAAAAAGACACCAAAGGGGGACUAUAUGUAAAGAAAAGUAUAAGCUAUUAGUUCUAGUAAGGUUGAUUAAUUUUCUAAGACUAUGAUUCAAGAUGGCAAAGUUAAAAAGAAAUAUACUGAAAAAAUGAUUUUACCAUCUCUUUAUGUCACAAGAAAUUCUCCUACCAUGGAGAAUCAAACAAGUCCUAAUCCUUUUGGAAACUAAAAAUCUAGAUCUUCAUCUGCAUUGAGAUAAGAUGAAGCUAUCAUUGCAAGCGAAUUCAAUACUAAUUCUAAAACUUUUUCUUACUAAGUUCCUGGACUUGAGAGACAGCUUCCAGAGACUAUUGAAGACUUGAAAUACAAAGAUGACUUCGAAUAGCAAAUGUCCGAAUAGAAUAACAGCACGAUUAAGAAUAGUUUAAACUAAAAUUCAAAAUGCCAUAGUUCAUAAAAUACAUACAAAGGUGCAUAGUUGUCUCCUGUCUAAGAGCAGUCUAUGUCUAGAACUGAAGCUGUAAAUUAGAAUUCGAUUUAAAAUCAGUAAAUGAGAAUCAUCGAAAACUAAUCAAAUCCAUCAUUUUAAUCUCUCAACUAAUCUUAAGUUGUAAUUGAGCAAACUAAAAAAACUUCUAACUUUUAAACUCCUAAUAAUAAAAGCCAAGAAAUACUUUAAAGGUAGCAGUAGGAAUACUUAAGAGCAAGCUUUUAAUUAAGCAAUUAGCAAUCUCAUAAGUAAAGCCAUGUUUAGUCUCCUAACAAUAGCUCUCAAAUAGAAAUUUAGUAAAUUGCAGAGACACCUUAAUUAGGGCAACCCGUUGACUAAUAAAUAAUUGAACAAUACAAAGCAAAUAUCCAAGAACAGCAAUAAUUACCUUAAGAUAACUUAACACCAAAUUAGAAUGAAAAUUAAGAAGAUUAGAAUUAUGAGUAGGAAAUAGAAGAGGAGUAAUACAAUUAGUAAAAAGAGCAGGAAGAAGAAUAGCAAUAAUAUAGUUAAAUAUAAGAAUAUAUACAGUAAGAAGGGUAGGAGGGAUAGAUAGAAAAGCAUCAUAGCUAAAAUGAAAUUGAAAAAUAAUUAAAGAACUUUACACCUUUACAAAGUUAAGUUUAAUCUAUAUAUGUUUCAUAGCAAACUACUCCAAAAACUAAAUAGCCACAACAAAGCAACAAUAUUAAUUAAAAUAGUUCCAUCAAAAAGUCACCACCAAACUCAUAAAAACAAUCUCUUUCAAAGUCAAAUCUUUCUGAAAAGUCAAAAAACAAUUAAAAUAAGUCUUCUCAAUAAAACAUCUCUCCUAAGAAAUCUUAACUCAAUUCUUCGUAAUCUUCUUUUAUUUAAAAGAGUAACGAAAAAGGAGAUUAAUAAAACAAAGCACAUAACGAAGAGGAUUCUUAGAAUGUAAAAGAAAACAAUAAAUCAUCUUAAAAAAUGCUCAAAUCAUCUAAAGCUUAGUCACAAAAAUCACUAACACCAUAGAGAAAAUCUUAAAAUACAAUUCAAAAUUCUCCCUCAAUACAUUAAUCUUAGAAUUUAUCCUAAAUUUAAUAAGAUUAAUAAGAAUAAAUGAAAAAUCAGAACGAAGAAAUAUAAAACUAAGAUGAAAAUACACCUACUCCUAAUGAAUAAAGCCAAGUCCAUGAGUAAUCUUUAAACAAAUCUAGAAAUAGUGAUAAUAAAGAGAAAUCUAAAAGUCCCUAGAGAUAAUCAUAGCACAUUUCUAGAUAAUCUCCGUAAUAAUCCAAAGCAGCUUCUAGGCAGUAAUCUUAAUCUCCCCCAAAAUCUCAAAACCAAUCUCAAAUCUGCUAGGACUAAAAAGAGCAAACUUAGGAAUCUUAAGCUGUAGAAAAAUCUUAAGAGCAAUUAGAAGAAGCUCAAUAAUAACUUAGUAAUUCAAAAGAGUUGAACAAAUCACAAGAGAUUAAAAAAUCGUAAGACUUAAAUAAAUCUUAAGAGUUGAAAAAAUCACAAGAGAUUAAAAAAUCUUAAGAGUUGAAAAAAUCAUAAGAAAUAAAGAAAACUUAAGAAAAGGAAAAUGCCUAACGCUAGAAGGAAGCAGCUGAAGCAGCUGCUGCUGAAGAGUAAAGACUACUUAAAGAACAAGAAUUAAAAAAGAAAGAAAAAGAAUAAUAGAUGAAUAAGCCUUUAUUAGAAAUAAUAAAAGAAUUAAAUAAAGAUUCCACAAAGGAAGAAAUUCAAGAUUUUGAGCUGUAACUGAAUGUAAAUAGGUAUACUGGAGAAUUCAAAUGCGAUAUAACUUACGGAAAUAAGCAUUCGUUAAAUAAAGACACUUUAAAGCUUAAGUUCAUAAAGAAAUUUGAAGCCAAAAAGGAAAGAAUAUAUUUAAUAGAGAGACUUAUGAAUGUACAUAAAUUACCUGUUAAUUUACUCACAAAUAAAUAAUUCUAAUAAGAAAAGAACAAAUACAACAUAACAUAGUUCUUCGAAUGCUCUGAUUGUUGUAUAUUAACCAAAUAAUUAGAAAAAUACAACAUUGAAGAGUUUAAAGAAUUUAUGAUUACUAAAUUCUUAAAUUAGCAAAUAUUUAAAGGAGACUCUAAAGAAAGCAGCUGCAUUGAUAUUAAAUAUAUUGGUAUCUAUCACGAUGAAGAAUUUUAUUAAUGUGAUACUUUGGUAGUUGAAUUUGAAAAGUUUGAUACUUUAGAUGAAAUAAUUGCAUUUAGGAAUUUGAAUAAUAAAUAAUUUAGUGAGGCUGAUUUACUUAUCUCUUAUUAUUAGAUACUAGUAAAUUAUUAACAGCUAAUUUAAAAUUAGAUUGUUCAUUAGAACAUUAACUCUACUAAAAUUGCUUACUCCUAUCAAGACUCUAAAUUUAAAUUUAUGCCACUAAGCAGAGCACAUGUUUACAAUUUAGGAAAUUUCUCUCCAAGAGAUACUAAAACAGACAAAUUUAUGAUCAAGGGAGAAUAAUAAUCUCACCCCGUAUGGAUAGAUUUAGUAAAUUUAGCUAUAGUUUUUGCUCAAAUGAAAACUCUAGAUCGCGCUCAAUCAAAAUAAGUAUUAGAGAAAGUAGAUAUAAAAGAUAAAUCAAUUUCAUAUAAGAUUAUUUAAAAGCUCUGCAGUAAUUAAUGUGAAGCUACCUUGAAUGAAUGUUUAGAAAUUCUUCAUCAAAAUAUAUUUGGUUCUUCAUAAUUAGAUGUUGUCCUCUCACCAAUUAAAUACGAAUAUGCAUCAGAUUUUGAAAAAUGCAGUAAAAUGAAAAUAAUUGGCAGAACUUAUGAAAGCUUACAUUAACUUAAAGAUGCUUGCCAAAUUUUUUCUGUUUUAGUUUAGAUUAAAGAAUAAAUUUAUGGAAAGGAGUCUAACGAAUAUUAAUAGGCUCUUUGUGAUGAGUUAUUUAUAUAAUAUAAAGAUGGUCAAUUACCAAGAUUAGAAGAGCUCUACUUAAAGUGCUAAGACUAUUUGAAGAAUUUGCAAUAGAUUCCUUAAUCUAUCGAAUAGCUUCACUACAUUGCAGAAAUCUUGUGGAGAUUAGGAAAAGAAUAAGAGAGUGAAGAAUACUUUGAAAAGGCAUUUUAGAUUAUCAGUACAAAAUCUGAUUAAAUUGAAACAAAAUACAUGACAAACAUUUUCAAUAAUAAAGGAGUUAAUGAACUUUCUAAAGAUUCUUUUGAAAAAUCUAUUCAAUAUUUUGAAUAAGCUUUGAAAUACACUAAUGAGUCACCUGAAGUAAAUAAAAUGAUGCUCAGUUCAAUUUUGAAUAAUUACUCAAUAAGUCUGCUUAAAGUUAACAGGCUUCAAGAAUCUUUAGAUAACAUGUUAAAAAGUUUACAUGUAAAACAGGAAAUAGAUGUUUUAAAGCAGGAUCCUGAAGGCUCCAAAAUGGCAUAUGCUAUAUCUAUGUUGUAUAAAUAAACUUUAAAUGAUACAGUUCAAUCCCUACAUUAUGUUAGCUUAGCACUAUAAUUGCAGGAAUAUCAUUAAAACUACUAAGAAUAAAUUAAAUACAUAUAUAAAUAGACUUAGCUCUACUUUGAAAUAAAUGAUGAACAAUCUGCUAUUGAUUCAGCCUUGAAAGCUGUCCCAUUCAUUGAAAAAUGUGAAUUAUCUGCUUUCAGAUAAGUCAUACAAGUAACUUAUGAUAUGGCCUGUCUUUUCAAAAAUAAAAACCUUAAAGAAUAAGCUAUAAUUUUCUAUGGAAAAGCAUACGAAAUAGGAGUUAGACUCGCUGGACCAUAAAUCCUAGCUGUCUAAUAAAUUAAAAAAGAGUUAGAAAAAUUAUAAUGA